AUGAAAACUUUUUUGUUUAUGAAAAGACUUGCACUUAACAAUCACAAUGAAAUAGAUAUUCUUGGACUGGGAACAUAUGAAACUAAGUGUGAAGAGGCAGAAUUAGCAAUAAGCACUGCAAUGAAGGAGGGCUACCGGCUAUACGACACUGCGCAGGUGUACAAAAAUGAAAAGCAGGUAAGCGAAGCAAUUACAAAGACGGGCAUCUCCAGGCAGGAUGUUUUUAUAACCACCAAAGUAAGCACAUCAAAUCAGGGAUAUGCAGAAGCAAUGGCAUCUGUUCGGGAGAGUUUGAAGACCAUGGGGCAGGAGUAUGUUGACCUUGUUCUGAUCCACUGGCCAGGCGCAAAGGGGGUAGAUCUUCAGAGCCCAAAAAACAAAGAACUUCGGCAUGGAUCGUACAGAGCGCUUCUUGAGCUGCAGGAAGAGGGUGUAGUGCGGAAUAUAGGUGUAAGCAACUUUAUGACCACACACCUGCGAGACUUAUUUGAGGAGUUUGAGAAGAAGCCUCAGAUAAACCAGAUAGAGCUUUCUCCAUUGUGCUAUCCAAAGGAUGUGGUUGAGUACUGCCAGACCAAUGGGGUAGUAGUCCAGUCUUACUCUACACUAGGAAGAGGGCUUCUUCUUUCUGAAGAGUAUCUGCAGAAGUAUCCACAGCUAAAAAAAAUGAAAGAAAAGGGCUCUCUUGCAAAUCAGAUACUUAAAUGGUCUAUGGAUAAAGACUGCUGUGUAAUUCCUAAGAGUGUGCAUCCAGAUAGAAUCAUAGAGAACUUUAAUGCGCUUUCCCAGACAUUGGAUCCAGAAGAUGAUGAGUUUCUUAGCAACUUUCCGGUAGAAAAUAGAACCUGCUGGGAUCCUUAUACUAUAGCAUAA
This is a messenger RNA of Nematocida parisii ERTm1, 873 nucleotides long. RefSeq lists its product as uncharacterized. Gene Ontology annotation, molecular function: oxidoreductase activity. Lineage: Eukaryota; Fungi; Microsporidia. The record is from RefSeq and is a predicted model, not a curated record. The transcript has a single exon. Bases 1 to 873 code for a protein of 290 amino acids.